GUUGUUGAAAUGAAGGUUCCUGAGGAGGAAUUAAUGAGUGACAUUUUGAAGCGGUUGACGGGCGAGUCUGCGCUGCCUGUUUACAAUAACAUUGAGAAGUUCAGACGAGGGAAGGACGGCUUAUAUUUCGUCAAUGAAGACUUCAAUGAAACUGUGAAAAAAAGAGAGCUGGUUAACGCCAAGGAACGGCUGAGAAUCAGGAACUUGAACACCAUGUUUUCCCGCUUGAAACGCAUGGUACCACUGAUGCGACCAGAUCGGAAGCCCAGUAAAGUGGACACCCUUAAAGCUGCAACGGAAUAUAUUCGAUUGCUUGUUGCAGUUUUGCAAGAUGCUGACCAUGAUGAUGGCAACCAGACUGAUUUUCUAAAGAAUGCAAUCACUUAUGGUCAGACUGAAGGCUUUGGCAGUGACCUAUGGAGAGUGGAUGAUUUUCUGAACAUGUCAGAGGAGCGCAUGGAUGAUGGAUUCACCAUGCCACCAGAUUCAGGAUCAGAGGAUGGAGAUAUGACCAGAUUGGUGUUGCAACACUGCAUGAUGCCUGCAUACCAGUUCAUCAUCCAAGUAGCUCCUGAUCAGAAUUCGGUAACUCAUUUAACUUGUUUACAUGAAAAAGUUUGA
Messenger RNA from Scomber scombrus (Atlantic mackerel), 621 nucleotides. It is a transcript of the gene figla, whose product is annotated as folliculogenesis specific bHLH transcription factor. The transcript has 5 exons. Gene Ontology annotation, biological process: regulation of transcription by RNA polymerase II; developmental process. NCBI's taxonomy places the organism in Eukaryota, Metazoa, Chordata, Actinopteri, Scombriformes, Scombridae. Gene Ontology annotation, molecular function: DNA-binding transcription factor activity, RNA polymerase II-specific; protein dimerization activity; RNA polymerase II transcription regulatory region sequence-specific DNA binding. The record is from RefSeq and is a predicted model, not a curated record. Bases 10 to 621 code for a protein of 203 amino acids.